CUUAAUUCGGUGGUUCAGAGCUCAAAAUGACAAAAGAGAUCUUUUCGCAAUGGCACAGACUCCCUGUGAGUCUUAGCGAACUAUGUAUCAAUACGACUCUGCGUUGUGGGCAGUCAUUCCGAUGGUACAAUGUACCUGACAGCGAUGAAUGGAGAUGCGUCCUCCAUGGUCGCUUACUCUCUUUAAGACAAGAUCCCGAAUAUCUAUACUACAGACUCCACCAUGCAUCCAAACCGUCCGCCAUCGACGACACCCUCCUCAACCUGAUAAAACACUACUUCAACCUCUCUUCGAACCUAACCGAUCUCUACUCGCAAUGGUCCGCCAACGACCCCAAUUUCAAAAAGAAAGCCUCCCAGUUCACGGGGAUUCGUAUCCUCCGCCAGGACCCAUGGGAAGCGCUCGUCUCCUUCAUCUGCAGCAGUAACAAUAACAUUGCGCGCAUCUCGCAAAUGGUCGAGAAGCUAUGCGUCAACUACGGACAGCACAUCGCGACAUUCGACGAACGUCCCUACCACGAUUUCCCGCCCCCAGAGGCAUUGACCGGUGGCGAUGUCGAGUCUCGUCUUCGGAGUUUAGGGUUUGGCUACCGCGCCAAAUAUAUCUACCAGACGGCUGUAAUGGUAGCCAAGGAACGAGAGGGAGGCUGGCUAAAUGGGCUGUGUAACCCCGAGUCACCGGUUUUCGGGGUAGAAGCUGCGCCAGGUGGUGAAAUGAAGCCCGAGGGUAGAGAAGGGUACCGGGAGGCUCAUGAGAAGCUACUCGAGUUGCAAGGAGUUGGGCCCAAGGUAGCCGAUUGCGUAUCCUUAAUGGGGCUUGGAUGGGGAGAAUCCGUCCCAGUAGACACGCACGUCUGGCAAAUCGCACAAAGAGACUAUAGAUUCGGCAAAGGCUCAGGCAAAACCCUCAACAAGGUGACAUACGACGCUGUGGGUAAUCACUUCCGUAAACUCUGGGGCAAGGAAGCUGGCUGGGCCCAUAGUGUGCUGUUUACGGCCGACUUGAGGACCUUCUCGGAUAGGUUAGCUGCGUCUAAGAAGGUGGAUGUUAAGGUCAAGGAGGAGAAAGACGUGAAGGUUAAAGAGGAGAAUGAUGAGGAUGUGAAGGUUGAGACUAAAGUCACUACUGCAGUAGCUGUGAAAAGAUCUGCGAGCGAAGGGGACACGAAAGAUGACGUUAAGGAUAAGAAAAAGGCAAAGACAAAGGCUGUUAUUGAGGCAUCGCAGACGACGACAACGAGGAGGAUAUCAAAGCGACUUCAGAGUCGUUAAUCAGAUUUGUGCAAUAUCGCUUCUGUAUGACUGUAAAUACCCGAAUAGAUUAAACUUGAACUGUAAAUAAUAUUCAACCUGGACUUCUCACUGCAUAAGACCUACAACUCCCAACGAGACAGAAGACUCGCAAACCCAUCCAUAAACUCCUUCUGAGCUCGAAACCCAACAUCACAAAGUCCAGAAAGAUAAGAGCGAACAUCUCUACUAUCCUGUGGACCUAAAACCAUCAAUCCAACUACAGCAGCAACAGAAGAAACAGCAACAACACCACCAAUCUUCGCUAGUUCAUUCUUCCUACCCUCCAACGCGCGACUCUCUGCCUUCAAUGGCAAACGAACAGAGCUAGACCGAAAGACAAAGUCCCUCGAAAGCGGGAAGAAGAUACUCCGCAGCCAGAACUUGAAUU
Aspergillus wentii DTO 134E9 is the source of this 1680-nucleotide messenger RNA. RefSeq names its product 8-oxoguanine glycosylase OGG1. Gene Ontology annotation, cellular component: nucleus. Gene Ontology annotation, biological process: base-excision repair; nucleotide-excision repair; base-excision repair, AP site formation. Lineage: Eukaryota; Fungi; Ascomycota; Eurotiomycetes; Eurotiales; Aspergillaceae. The record is from RefSeq and is a predicted model, not a curated record. Bases 27 to 1271 code for a protein of 414 amino acids. Gene Ontology annotation, molecular function: damaged DNA binding; 8-oxo-7,8-dihydroguanine DNA N-glycosylase activity. The transcript is spliced from 3 exons.